This is a messenger RNA of Sinocyclocheilus grahami, 1253 nucleotides long. It is a transcript of the gene nkain5, whose product is annotated as sodium/potassium transporting ATPase interacting 5. Lineage: Eukaryota; Metazoa; Chordata; Actinopteri; Cypriniformes; Cyprinidae. Gene Ontology annotation, biological process: regulation of sodium ion transport. The record is from RefSeq and is a predicted model, not a curated record. The transcript is spliced from 6 exons. The coding region runs from base 360 to 905 and encodes 181 amino acids.
CCAGUAGCGUUAACGGUAGUCAGAUCUGGAUUUCUAUGGAAGGUAAAUAAAUCUAAUCAUUUGCCAACUCUUCCAGCCGCUAGUGCUCCACCUGCUCCCUCAGCGCACCGGGAGGCGGUGGCUGUUAUAUUUAAGGACCCACCCCAUUUUAUAUUACCCCCGAUCUCACCCUCGUUACCCGCGCCUACCGCUUCAUAUUGUUUUUAACCCUAUAUGUGCUAUGUACAGCUAUGAUCACAGCCCAUUGUAAGAGAAGCAUAGCUUACUGAAAAAUACCCCUAAAAACAGGCUACCUCAAAAAUGAAUCUGUUUUAUUUACCAUUUUGAGUUUUACGUUUAUACCGGAGAGAAUAGUGAAGAUGGGCUGCUGCUCGGGGAGGUGUAUGUUGAUGUUCUUCUGCGCUCUUCAGCUGAUCACUUCUGUAGAGAGACAGGUGUUCGACUUUCUAGGUUACCAGUGGGCACCCAUCCUUGUCAACUUCCUGCACGUCAUUGUAGUGAUAUUGGGCUUGUUUGGGACAGUCCAAUAUAAGCCCCGCUAUAUAGUUUUGUAUAUAGUCUGGAUGGUGUUUUGGGUGACUUGGAAUGUCUUUAUCUGUUGCCUUUAUCUAGACCUUGGAGGGCUUUCAAAGGACAGCAAUUAUCUGUCAUUGGGACUUUCAUCUUACCGGUCAUGGUGGAAGGACAACGGUCCAGGCUGUGAGAACAGAAACCUCCCAACCACUAGAUGGCAGCAUCUGGAAAGUCCUGCCCUGGUCUCUGAGCUGGGCUGUGUGUUAGAAUAUCAGUACAUCGAAGUUAUGCACAGUGCCCUGCAAGUGUUCUUUUCAGCCCUGGGAUUUGUAUUUGCCUGCUAUGUUGUCAACAUCUUCAAUGAAGAGGAAGACGCGUGUUUAUUUGUAUAAGUGACAGUGUCCAGAUCUCAUCAACAUUUUAAGAGAGAGAAGGAACAUUGAGAAGGGAAAGAGAUGGAAGAAAAGGACAUUAACCAUUCCCAGAAUGGACCAGAUUGGAUGGAUUCCAAAUGAUGUAUACAUGUAUAAACAUAACAAUACACGCAAAUUAAGAAAAUAAGAGUGAUGUGAAUAUGAACAUGAAAAUUCAAAAGGUAUGUAUGCGUGUUUUAUUAUUAUUAUUUUGCCUAAUGACUCUUUGAACUCUUAACAAGUGAACAAGAAACAAGUCACAAGGCAUCUGUGUAACUAUUCAUCUAAAGCCAAAGGAUACAGCAAUGGACCUCACAUGCUUUUAUG